Molecule: messenger RNA, 957 nt
Organism: Besnoitia besnoiti
Lineage: Eukaryota; Apicomplexa; Conoidasida; Eucoccidiorida; Sarcocystidae
Product: SAG-related sequence
Exons: 2
Coding region: 1-957 (318 amino acids)
Cellular component (GO): membrane
Source: RefSeq, a predicted model, not a curated record
AUGAUUGUCCUCUUACUCCUGACUUCAACUGCUGCGCGGGAAUCGCUUUAUGGUGUCGCGGCUCAAGAUGCCCAGGAAUGUUCGUCAAAAGACAACCCGCUGUACCUACGGGUGACUUCAAACGUUAAACCUAUAAAAUUCAAGUGUAGCGGAAAAACUUCAAAGUUGGGGAUCCAUGGUGCAGAUCAUGCAUGCGUCGACUCGGACUGCAACAAUGCUCCAAUCCCAAUAAAGGACCUCGUGAAGCUCACAGGAAACGACGGCGCCGGAUACGACCUACAGCUUGUCAAGGCAAAUCAAGAACCGCAGACCAUCUACUUCAAUUGCGUUUCCGACGCUGUGGUUGCACGACGCGAUAGAAGGGUACAGGAUGCCUCGGCACAGGAGAUAUGCAAGGUCCAGGUUUCGCUUUUGGAUGAGACGAAAAAAUUCGCGGAAAAAACUGUAGCGCAGUGCGGUAAAGAUAUCGGGACAGUGGACAUUGACAUACGCUCCGCCCCAAUGGCGAAGGCGUUCACAUGUGGUGAUGACGGAACCAUAACUCCUCGCAACUUUGAGCAAGUCUUCAAGGGCCCAACGGGAGAGGAGGUAGGACUGCAGGAGAUGCUCUCGUCAGGAAAGCUUUUCGAGAGUGGCAUGCUGGACAAAAAAGUGGUCUACACUCUUUCGCUGGAAGCGCUGCCCCCAGAGGAGACUCAACUCGUCUACAAGUGCACAUACCCAAAUGAGGUGGGUGUGCGUUCUCCCGGUCCUGAAGCGGCAGCAAAGGAGUGCAUAGUGACUGUUAAUGUUGCCGCAGCGAAUACACCCAAGUUACCUAACGACGGGACACAACCCCCGCCGACAAACCCAGCCAAAGGCGCGCCGACAAGCUCAGUAGAACUGAACGCACGGGGGCACAUUGCCGGCGCAUUUGCUGUGAGCAUCCCGGCCAUGGCUGUUUCUUGGGUAUUUUGA